AUGGUAGCAAGAAAACAACAACACAAAGAGGAGAGAAAGAAGGAGAGGGAGAGAGAAAGAGAACAAAGAAGACAGGAACGUACAGACGAUCAACACCCAAUCAAAAACAUUGGCAAGUACUUUGGUCAACGCUCAUCCGGAGUAGACAAACCACUUCAAGUCAACCGUCUUACCAGUAGCAGUGAAACUGUUACCAUUACAAUUGAAAAUCAACAAGCUAUCAAAGAAAAGAUUAUUCAACAAGUAGAUGUUUAUUUACGUUGUAGUAUGGAUAAAGAUGGAUGGGUACCAUUGUCACUUGUUUGUAGAUUCAAUCGUAUGAGAGUGUAUGAUAUCAACGAGGUGGCCGAUGCUUUGAAAUCAUCAGAUGUCGUCCAGGUCAAUGACGACGGCACCAGCGUACGUUGUGCAGCCGACAACCGUUCCAUGUGGCUCCUCAACGAAGAAUUCAAGAAUGGUCUCAAACAUAAUAGUAAUCAAGAUGAUGAGAAUCAACCAGAUCAACAACAAGAUACUGAAGGAUGGGUUAAUGUCACAUCUGGAGGAAAGAAACAUAUUAUUAAUAAUAAUAACAGUACUGUUCAUAUCGUACCAUCAAUCAAACAACAAGAACCUCAACAACAGCUCCAACAACAACAACAACAAAGAGAAGAAGCAAUCUUUGAUUUAUCAUCAGAUGAAGAUCAACAUGAAUUCUUUAGCAAGGAAAGACGUGAUUUUGAAACAAGAGAAUUACCAAUCAAUCAACACCAACAACAAGAACAACAAGAUGAAUCAGAUCAAGAAGAAUUAUUAUCACAAUCUGAUUAUUCAGAAGAGGAUGAUGAAUAUUCUUCAUCAGAAUAUUCAGAUGAAGAUGAGAUUGAUGAAGCAGAAAUUAGUAAAUUAAUUAUUGUUACACAAUCACCAUAUAGAAAGAAGGGUAAAUCCAAUAAUAGAAAGGGAUUCUCUUGUGAAAUUGCAUCGAUCAUUAAUGAUGGUUUAUACUUUUACGAACAAGACCUCAAAAAGAAAAAGAACCAAGUUCCACAAAACUAUGCUACUGUCACGGUUGCCAAGAAGUCAAGCAGCGCAGCAGUCACUCGUCUCUACUCUCCCAAUGUCAGCAGCAAGAAAUCCAAGGGACAGACUGUUCCACCACCCAUUGGUUGGAUCAUGUCUCCAGUCGCUCCAGAGGAGGAUUCCAGUGCUUCAUCACCCUCAGACUCUUCAAUCAAUUUGCUUAGUAUGUCUCCCCUCCCAUUAUCAUUCAAGGAUAAUAUGAUGACAUCAACUAGUUCUUCCACCACUACUAGUACUACAUCUACAUCUACCAAUGCUUCAUCUUCUGGAAAUGAAGAAAUUCCAUUCUUCCAACACCCAUCACACGAAUUACUUCAAGAGAAUGGAUUUGUUCAACACAAGUAUGACAAGUUUAGAUCAAAGUGUCUCAAGGAACGUAAACGUUUGGGAAUGGGACAGUCUGCUGAAACCAACACAUUGUAUCGUUUCUGGUCACAUUUCUUGCGUACCCACUUUAAUGCCAAGAUGUACCAAGAGUUUAAACAGAUUGCUUUGGAGGAUGCCCAACACAACUUUAGAUAUGGUCUAGAGUGUAUCUUUAGAUUCUUGUCGUAUGGUUUGGAGCGCAAGUACCGUCUCGACAUCUUUACCGAUUUCAUGACACUCACUCUCCAAGACAUCUCUGAUGGCUACCUCUAUGGUUUGGAAAAGUUUUGGGCAUACCUCAAGUACCGCAAGGAAAAGGGUCAUCUCAACAUCCUCCCCGAAUUACAAGUCCAUCUUGACCGAUUCAAAAGUAUCGAUGAUUUUAAAAAGGCUCAAAAGAAAUCAUCAAAUUCUUCAUCAUCAAACAAACAAUCUUCAUCAUCAUCAUCAUCAAACAAACCAAAUUAUCGUAAUCAACAUCAAAAUACCAAUCUUCAACAAAACAAUAAUAGUCAUCCUCGUACCUUUAACCAAUCUCGUGGCAGCAAUAGCAGCAGUCAUGUUAAAAAGGAUGUGAUUGUUGGACACAACAAUAUCGUUGUUCCAGCAGCUCCAUAUGUCUAUGGCGGCAGCAGCAGUUUCGGCAGUGGUAAAAAGGUAGGAGGACCAAGUGGCUCUGUAUUCUUUGGAGGCAGCAACAACAACAAUAGUGGUGGUGCCUAUAAAAAGAAUCAAUUCUCUUCUUCUUCUUCAUUGGCUUGGGGACCUAAAUCAAAUAACAAGGUCUCUGAACCACAAUCCAAAAAUUGCCCAUUUUAA
Messenger RNA from Cavenderia fasciculata, 2247 nucleotides. RefSeq lists its product as uncharacterized. Gene Ontology annotation, biological process: mRNA stabilization. The transcript is spliced from 2 exons. NCBI's taxonomy places the organism in Eukaryota, Evosea, Eumycetozoa, Acytosteliales, Cavenderiaceae. The record is from RefSeq and is a predicted model, not a curated record. Gene Ontology annotation, molecular function: RNA cap binding. Bases 1 to 2247 code for a protein of 748 amino acids.